AGUACCCGAGUGAUAGUGACAGCCGGUGGCCGGCCGGACGUCGUGUGUCUGGCUGGGAUCGGUACGGUGACGCGUAGUGACGCCCGUGUCCGCGGGGCACGUACGUGGCGCUGGCGGAGAGCACGUGCCGGGUCAGGGGCCGGACAUCUGUCCUGAGUCCUGCGGCCAGACCAUGGUGCCAGCUGACGAGGCGGUUCUGCGCCGGCGCGUCAGGGCGCCGCAGGCUAUGACCUCUCGUGAGGAGCUCGCCAUGGAUCCGCACUCAGUGACGUUCACCAAGAACUCGGGCGUGUUCGUGACUCGCCGCUGCGGUCUGCUGCUGCUGCUUCUGUUCGCCGGAGCCCUGCUGAUCACCGGUCUCCUCGUGCGUCACUUCCACGGCACUUCGUGUCAGCAGGACGGAGCCAGCGCCGGGGACUCCGCCGCCGCCGGCGCCGGGCCCACACUGCCCACCAAGCCGCGGGAUGUCCGUCUGCCGCGACACCUGGCCCCCGAGGGGUACAAAAUCCGACUGCUGCCGUUCAUCGAGGAGGGCAACUUCACCUUCAAUGGCGAGGUGACGGCCACCCUGCGCGCUGACGCCCCCGGCAAAAACGUCACGCUGCACGUGAACGAGAUGAUCGUGCUCAACGAUUCGGUCACGGUGAAAGACGCGACCACGGGUAAGAUGGUCGGCAUGGCGGGCUACAAGUACGAUACGGACCGCGAGUUUUUCAUCAUCCUGCUGGAGCGGUCGGUGGAGGUGGGACACAAGUACGAGGUGUACGUCAAGUACAUCGGCAGCCUCACCGACAAGCUGGCCGGGUUCUACCGCAGCAGCUACAAGACGCCUGAAGGAGAAAAACGGUGGAUUGCCGUCACCCAGUUCCAGCCGACGGAUGCCAGGAAGGCGUUCCCCUGUCUGGACGAGCCGGCCCUGAAAGCCACCUUCCAGAUCACGCUGGGCCGGCGGAAGACGAUGACGUCCAUCUCCAACAUGCCCAUCAAGAUGACGGAGCCGCACAAGGAGAUGGCCGGCUACGAGUGGGACAUCUACGAAAAAUCCGUCCCCAUGUCCACCUACUUGGUGGCGUUCGCCGUCACCGACUUCGCCGUGCGCGAGUCCGACCCCGGCCUGAGCAACACCCUCUUCAGAG
This is a messenger RNA of Amphibalanus amphitrite, 1136 nucleotides long. RefSeq names its product thyrotropin-releasing hormone-degrading ectoenzyme-like. Gene Ontology annotation, biological process: proteolysis; peptide catabolic process. The record is from RefSeq and is a predicted model, not a curated record. Gene Ontology annotation, molecular function: peptide binding; zinc ion binding; metalloaminopeptidase activity. The transcript has 4 exons. The annotation marks the transcript as partial. Lineage: Eukaryota; Metazoa; Arthropoda; Thecostraca; Balanomorpha; Balanidae. Gene Ontology annotation, cellular component: cytoplasm.